Molecule: messenger RNA, 695 nt
Organism: Acyrthosiphon pisum (pea aphid)
Lineage: Eukaryota; Metazoa; Arthropoda; Insecta; Hemiptera; Aphididae
Product: protein ALP1-like
Exons: 1
Coding region: 1-555 (184 amino acids)
Source: RefSeq, a predicted model, not a curated record
AUGAACUGUUUUUUUCAACAGGCUGUGUGCGAUCAUAAAUGUCGUUUUAUUCAUUGCUAUGCUGGGAAUGUGGGUUCAGUACAUGAUCAACGGGUUUUCAGAUUAUCUGAACUGAAAAAUUACCUUGAUGACGCAACCAAAUUUCCUAAUAACACCCAUUUAAUUGGUGAUUCUGCUUAUACCUUGCAUGAACAUCUUAUGGUUCCAUACCGUGAUAAUGGGCACUUAACUCAAAAGCAAAAGAAUUUCAACUUUUGUCAUUCCUCUGCAAGGAUGGCAAUUGAACGGUCUUUUGGUUUCCUAAAAGGACGGUUUCGUAGUCUCCUAACAACAUUGGAUAUGAAGCGUGUCGAUCUAAUUCCCAAGUAUAUUAUUGCAUGCUGUAUUUUACAUAACAUAAUAUGCUUAUUACAAAAUUAUGAGUUUCCUGGUCUACCUGAAACAACACCGGUAGACGAAAAUAUACAAGCUCGUGGAGAGUUGGUUGCAAUUAAUCGUCAAGGAGCAUUCAAGAGGGACAAUUUGUGUGAUCAACUACCUUUUCGCCAUAUAUAAUGUAAAUACAAUGAUAUGUUUACAAUAAAAAAAACUAGUCUGAAUCAUAACAGAUUCUCAAUGGGUUAAUUUGUUCAGCACUAAAUCUGACGCAUUUUUAUCUCCCUCAGGCGUUCCCCAGGGGGGACAUCUAUCACCUC